UGGCGGGAAACAUGGCUGACAUUCAGAAAAGACGAUUAGAGGAUGUUCAUAUAUCUGCCAAUGCAGCUGGGCUGAUGUCAUGUGUAGGACCAAUUCAGCUUAUGCAGUUUUCAGACAGUUGUAUGUCAGAGGAUUAUAAAUUGCUUGAAUUACCACCAAAGCUACUGGAGAGACUUCAGCAGGGCGAAAGUUUAGUGAUUCGAGGUGACAACCAAGAGGAUGCUGUUCUUUGCACUGAAGAUAGCACAUAUGAAAUUAAGUUAGCUGACACUUCAAAUGCAAUGUUACUAACACCAUCUUGUCAAGUGUUUAAAGACAAUGGUUUCAAAGAUCAGAAAAGAGAUUUAGUAACGCAUCAGAUAUGUAGCUGUCACUCAGAAUACUAUGAAGUUCGGCCAUGUAGACCUAAACUGUAUAAAAUACGCAGUUUGCUGCAGGAAAGUCAGUACAAGGGACAAGAGUAUGAAAAUGAUGGAAACUUAAAACCAAAGUGCUCUCUACAAGAUAUACUUGAUGUUGUACAAGGCAGUGAAAAGGAAAUCAAAGAAUCGCUUUGUAAAAUUGGUGCAUUGCAAAUGGAUGGCUUUUGGAGACUUUUAGAUGUUGAAUAUGAAGAAAAGGUGGUUAUCAGUAUACUUACAUUGCUGGAAGAGAAAGACUGGAGCUGGAGAAAUAUACCCUCUGAGGAAUGCUGUGAUGUUUUAGAAGAACUGGAGCCACGGGAAAUCAUUGAGCAUUGUCUUAAUCGCUAUGGCGAAAGAAUAUCAGGAGAAGGUCAACCAUAUUUUGCUCUGGAUGAAGAGAAAAUUUGCAGAUUUUAUGCAGAAUACUUGUUACGUCCAACAGAUAGAUUCAGUUAUGAGGAAUUCAUGGAGUCAUGGCAGCAGAGUGUGCCUGAUGGUAUGACUACAAAAGAAGAACAUCUUGCUGGCAUUGCUCUUGUUGACAUGAAGAGUCAUCCUCCAGUGGUCAUCUAUUUUCCACACUAUAAUCUUCCUGAAAAGCCUGAAACAAGGUUUAUUAAGCUAUUCAGAACAAGAUCAAAGUGGACUUUUGAUGAGAUACAACCAUAUAUCAAAGAUCUUGUUGAAUCUGGACAAUCACUCAAUGCAUUACUUCUAAAGUAUGCUCGUUCUUCAAAAGAUGAAUCAGGGAGGAAAGUCUACAACUCUAAGAAGCCUUUAUAGGAUGAUGAUGAUAAAUAUGACUAGUAAACCUGUACAAUGACAUUUAUUGAGAAAUGCUGAAGAGAAACCAAGAACAAUAUAAUUAAAUAGAAGCUAACAGUGGUGUAUUUGAUUGGCUGCAACUAAGCUUUUUAUGAACAGACCAACUUGUCUCCCUCACCGGAAUGUGAGGCGAGUGAGAAAAGUAGAUCUGUUCACAGAGUAAAAAUAGGUGAUGAUCUUCAUGUGAUCUGCAGAAAAAAGGAUUUUGACCUUUCAGUGCUUUACCUUACAGCCAGUCAAAUUUAGAUGACUAAUUAAACAAAUCUUAUAUUUCAUAAGGAAAUGCAGGUGUUUUGGCAUCUUUCUUCACAAAAUAUAAGGAAAAAGGACUUUGUACAAAAAGAAAUAUAGAAACCAUGUUAUCUACAUGUAAUUAUUACUUAGAAAUAAACUUAGGUAUCAGA
Messenger RNA from Exaiptasia diaphana, 1633 nucleotides. RefSeq names its product sister chromatid cohesion protein DCC1. The record is from RefSeq and is a predicted model, not a curated record. Gene Ontology annotation, cellular component: chromatin; Ctf18 RFC-like complex; nucleus. The transcript is spliced from 13 exons. Bases 12 to 1187 code for a protein of 391 amino acids. Lineage: Eukaryota; Metazoa; Cnidaria; Anthozoa; Actiniaria; Aiptasiidae. Gene Ontology annotation, biological process: maintenance of mitotic sister chromatid cohesion; mitotic sister chromatid cohesion.